AAGCGGUGCUGCUGCUCCGCCGCGCUGCGCACAGACGUUAGGAUAAUAAUAACAUGAGGGCUGCCUGCAGCCGGUCCUCCGGGGGACUCGCUCGCCCGCUGCAGCAGAGAGAAGGCUGAAAAAGACGAACCUGGGUGCAGCCGGACAGGUCCAGAUAGAUGAGUUUGUGGCAUCCGUUCCCUAAACUCAGGACACCUCCACUGGGCUCAUCCGGUUCUCACUGUCCCUGAACCAUAUUAGUUAAGACUGCCCAAACUCGGGAUUUCAAAAGACUACUACUGAUCCCUCUGUCACAGCAAGGAAUUGGAGUCAGCUGGUGGACAGGAUGCGCGUAGUUGCCAUGGUACUCCUGCUCUGCCUUUGCAAAACUGCCGCACUGCGCAAGGCAAGCUCCCCCGGAGGCGGAGGUGGUGCAAGAAGCCGGGGGGCUCCUGGCCGGGCAGCUGGCGGCCGGCGUGCCUCCAGCCUGGUGAGACGCUAUGCGCCAGGCCUCUCUUGCGAUGUGUACACGUACCUCCAUGAGAAAUACCUGGAUUGUCAAGAAAGGAAGCUGGCCUAUGUGUUACCUGGCUGGCCUCAGGAUUUGCUGCAUAUGCUGUUGGCGAGAAACAAGAUCCGGAUACUGAAGAACAACAUGUUUUCCAAGUUCAAAAGGCUGAAAAGCCUGGAUCUGCAGCAGAACGAGAUCUCCAAGAUCGAGAGCGAGGCGUUCUUCGGCUUAAACAAGCUCACCACCCUCUUACUGCAGCACAACCAGAUCAAGGUCCUGACCGAGGAGGUGUUCAUCUACACGCCGCUCCUCAGCUACCUGCGUCUUUACGACAACCCCUGGCAGUGCACUUGCGAGCUGGAGACGCUUAUCGCCAUGUUACAGGUUCCCAAGAACAGGAACCUCGGGAACUAUGCCAGGUGCGAGAGCCCCCAAGAGCUGAAAAACAAGAAACUGCUGCAGAUAAGAUCUGAACAGUUAUGCGAUGAAGAAGAGAAGGAACAGCUGGAGCCCAAAUCCCAAGUCUCGGGGAGGCCACUCGUCACCAAGCCCGAGGUGGACUCGACUCUGUGUCACAAUUACGUGUUUCCCAUACAAACGCUCGACUGCAAAAGGAAAGAGCUGAAGAAAGUUCCAAGCAACAUCCCACCUGACAUCAUUAAGCUUGACCUGUCAUACAACAAAAUCAAACAGCUUCGACCCAAGGAAUUUGAAGAUGUACAUGAGCUCAAGAAAUUAAACCUCAGCAGCAACGGCAUUGAAUUCAUAGAUCCUGCUGCGUUUUUAGGGCUCACACAUUUAGAAGAGUUGGAUUUGUCUAACAACAACCUGCAAAACUUCGAUUACGGAGUGUUAGAAGACUUGUAUUUUUUGAAACUCUUGUGGCUCGGAGACAACCCUUGGAGAUGUGACUACAACAUCCACUACCUCUACUACUGGUUGAAGCACCACUACAAUGUCCAUUACAAUGGCUUGGAAUGCAAAACGCCUGAAGAAUACAAAGGGUGGUCUGUGGGGAAAUAUGUUCGGAGUUAUUACGAGGAAUGCCCCAAAGACAAGUUACCAACCUAUCCUGAGACCUUUGACCAAGACACAGAAGAUGACGAGUGGGAGAAAAUACACAAGGAUCACACAACCAAGAAGCACAGUGUGAGGAUCACUAUAGUGGGAUGAUGAAGCAGUUGUUCUGCUGAGAACAGUUGGGUAUUUGCUAUGUUGGAGUUAGAGAACCAUGUUUACAUGUUGAUGAACUGUGUUGGCCAAUUUGUGCAGGGUUACCUGGCCAAUGGAAGCUUUUUUUUUCAGUCUAAUGCCCAUGAUUUGUUAUCCGGGCAAAGGUGGAGAUCAGGGGGUGGCUUCCAUUUCUGCUGGCCCGCCCCUUCAAGAAGGGCCUCGUGUGAUCCAGGAUUCCACAUUGGGAGCUUACAGGAGCCAGGUCCUAAGGAUGGCAU
Messenger RNA from Ochotona princeps (American pika), 1941 nucleotides. RefSeq names its product leucine rich repeat containing 17 (gene LRRC17). Lineage: Eukaryota; Metazoa; Chordata; Mammalia; Lagomorpha; Ochotonidae. The transcript is spliced from 4 exons. The coding region runs from base 326 to 1663 and encodes 445 amino acids. The record is from RefSeq and is a predicted model, not a curated record. Gene Ontology annotation, molecular function: protein binding.